UCCAAGUCCGGCCCGCGUCCAUGGCGUUUCUGACCGCCUGGAAGGGGGCGGCCUCCGGGAAGAGCGACCGCAGCAGGACUUCUGUGAGCAGCCUCCAUGAGGCCCUGGACCAGUGCAUGAUCGCCCUGGACCUCUUCCUCACCAACCAGUUCUCAGAAGCACUCAGCUACCUCAAGCCCAGAACCAAGGAGAGCAUGUAUCACUCGCUGACGUAUGCCACCAUCCUGGAGAUGCAGGCCAUGAUGACUUUUGACCCUCAGGACAUCCUUCUGGCUGGCAACAUGAUGAAGGAGGCACAGACGCUGUGUCAGAGGCACCGGAAGAAGUCCUCUGUAACAGAUUCCUUUAGCAACCUGGUUCACCGCCCCACGAUGGACCAGUUCACAGAAGAGGAAAUCCAUGCUGAGGUCUGCUAUGCGGAAUGCCUGCUACAGAGAGCAGCUCUGACCUUCCUGCAGGAUGAGAACAUGGUGAGCUUCAUCAAGGGCGGCAUCAAAGUUCGAAACAGCUACCAGACCUACAAGGAGCUGGACAGCCUUGUGCAGUCCUCACAUUACUGCAAGGGAGAGAACCACAGACACUUUGAAGGAGGUGUGAAGCUUGGUGUGGGAGCCUUCAACCUGACGCUGUCCAUGCUUCCUAACAGGAUCCUGCGGCUGUUGGAGUUUGUGGGAUUUUCAGGAAACAAGGACUACGGACUGCUGCAGCUGGAGGAGGGCGCCUCAGGGCACAGCUUCCGCGCUGUGCUCUGUGUCAUGCUGCUGCUCUGCUACCACACCUUCCUCACCUUCGUGCUCGGUACCGGGAACGUCAACAUCGAGGAAGCAGAGAAGCUCUUGAAGCCCUACCUGAAGCGAUAUCCUAAGGGUGCCAUCUUCCUGUUCUUCGCGGGGCGGAUUGAAGCCAUUAAGGGCAAUGUUGACACAGCCAUCCAGCGGUUCGAGGAGUGCUGUGAGGCCCAGCAGCACUGGAAGCAGUUCCACCACAUGUGCUACUGGGAGCUGAUGUGGUGCUUCACGUACAAGGGCCAGUGGAAGAUGGCCUACUUCUAUGCCGACCUGCUCAGCAAGGAAAACUCCUGGUCCAAGGCCACCUACAUAUACAUGAAGGCCGCCUACCUCAGCAUGUUUGGAAAAGAGGAUUACAAGCCGUUUGGGGAUGAUGAAGUGGAGUUGUUCAGAGCAGUGCCUGGCCUGAAGCUCAAGAUUGCGGGGAAAUCUCUACCUACAGAGAAGUUUGCUAUCCGGAAGUCCAGACGCUACCUCUCCCCCAAACCGAUCUCGUUGCCAAUCCCUGCUCUGGAAAUGAUGUACAUUUGGAAUGGCUAUGCUGUGAUUGGGAAGCAGCCGGAACUCACAGACGGGAUACUUGGGAUUAUCACCAAGGCUGAAGAGAUGCUGAAAAAGGGCCCAGAGAAUGAGUACUCAGUGGAUGAUGAGUGUUUGGUGAAGUUGCUGAAAGGCCUCUGUCUGAAAUACCUAGGCCGUGUCCAGGAAGCUGAGGAGAAUUUCAGGAGCAUCUCUUUCAAUGAAAAGAAGAUUAAAUAUGAUCACUACUUGAUACCAAAUGCCCUGCUGGAGCUGGCCCUACUGUUUAUGGAGCAAGGCAGAAAUGAAGAGGCUGUCAAACUCUUGGAAACUGCCAAGCAAAACUACAAGAAUUACUCCAUGGAGUCAAGGACACAUUUUAGAAUCCAGGCAGCCAUACUCCAAGCCAAGUCUUCCCUAGAGAAUGGCAACAGAUCCAUGGUCUCAUCAGUGUCCUUGUAGUUUUCUGCAGCACUCCAGGCUGGAAGACAGAAACAGCUGGACAGAGCUCCUGGAAACAUUUCAAAAAGAUCCCCUCCCCUGCCUUUGGGGUCCACCGGUGCUCCAGUGGGAUAGCAUGACAUAGGUAUCCAUGCAGAAGGAAAGCCGGCAUUUUCACCAGUGUGGCCAAGGGCCUUUACCAAGGACGGAGCAGGUGGAGUCCUCUGCCUGCCCUGUCACACAUACGGGUACUUGUUUUUCACUGUGAUGUUUAAGAGAAUGUAUGACCAGUUUACAUUUUCCUUAGAAAUAUUAAUGGGAUCACAGUUGGCUUUAAAAAAACAAAAAACAAAAAAACCCACUACCUGUAAAUCUUUGUUUUAACCCAUACUAAUCUGGAGGUAAAUCUAUAUAUGAUGCUUUUCAAAAUUCAGCAAUGUCUCAGCUUCCAGGGCCAGAAGGACCAUUAAGGCUUCUGAAGGUUGGGCAUAGAUGUUGCACACUGACGCCCACUACCUUACUUCUUACACUUCAUUUUCACUCCCUUAGUAACUUUCCAAUUUAAAAAAUGAAAUGAAAAUUAUUUCACUAGAAAGACAUGUGAAUCCAUCUGUAGGAAAAAAAAAAUCUUUACCAAUAAGGAAUGGGAGUUGCUGAGGCCUGACAGAAGGGGAGCUGUGUGGCCCUUUCUGUGCUAAAGCCAAGAAGUUGGUCGGGGCAGGUUCUCAGACACCAAUCUGCAUCCUCAGUGUAUGCCAAACAAACAGCUGGGAAUAAUUUACAAAACAAAAAUCUUCUGUACUUCACUACGAGGUACAUUCAUUUACUGACAGCAUUUGUCUUAGAAUGGUUAUUCCUGGCCCGUUGUGUAUGUUUUAGAUUUUUCAGUUAAGAGAAAAGAGAUAUUUAAUAAAACUUAUACACUUAAGAGAUCAUGCAACAUCUAUUUCAGUAAAAUAUGUGUUGCCUGAAUUCUUGGGCAAGGCAGAAAAGUCUGGAUCAGAAGCCAUAUGGCCCAGGUAUGUUUUAUUUAGACAACACAAUGCCUUAAAUGUUUUUAAAAUAACAUUUAAAAAUGGGGAUAUGUCACAAAUCUGGUUUCUGGCCUCUUAUUUAAAAAAGAGAAUCCAAUCUGGCAACAUUGGGCUCAUCCCUAUAAGACAACAAGGCAACAAUCAAGUUGGAGCGGAGUAGAGGCUGCUCUCCACACUUAUAUUAACCUUCUGUCCCUGAAAAGCAUCUGAAUUUGCAAACUCUGGGACUGUUACAGCGAGAACUCAAGUUCAGUGACUAGACACCAAGCUUUACCAUUCAUAAGCUAAUGACAGCAUACUUCAACUUAAACCAUUUCCCUGGUGGAAAAAAAUCACGUACACGGUAAAAAUAUUCAUGAGUGAAAUGUGACUCCUCAAAUACAUGAAUGCAAUUUCUGUAAGGGAAGAACCACAGUUUCUCCAAUCUUCCAGCAUUGCUGGAUUUUUAGCAAACACUUCUGAACAUUUGCCAGGGGCUGGGUAGAUUAUUAACAUAGUCAACCAGCCUUCUGUGACUAAUAAUGAAGUCAUAGGUUUUAAGUAAAGCAAAUUCUCAUUAGGAAAACAGCAGAAAACCCUCAGUCAGGAUCCUCUUUUGCAUUUAGUACUGUCAGAGCAGAAAUGCUAUGAAAAAAAAAAUUUCUCAUUUUGUUAGAACUAGACACAAGAAUGCUCUCCACUGAGAGCAAACCCUCUGCAAGCUUGCUCUCCAAAGCCUGGAUUCUUGGAGACCAGCCUGUUUCUAGGUUGUUGGGCAGGGCAGGGUGAGAGGAAUGACUAGAACCAGGCUGCUGAAUGAGGGUGGCCUUUUGUGGUUCCUUCACAUAUUGGAACACUAAUACCUACUGCUGUAUAAAAAAAACAGGGCACUGGUCACAGGAUACCAAGCACAACUUGCAAAACUGCAGUUAACAAAAAACUUUUCUUUAAACAUUCAUUUUAGGCACUUUUAUUUUUAAAAAUUUAUGCUAGGAUGGUUUCCUUGUCAAUGUUAUUACUGAUUUCCUGUUGGGCUUCAUUAAUUAACCAAUGUUACCUUACCUCUGUCUGCUGCCAUGGCUACAGUCUGGCUGGUAAGAGAAAUCAGUGGGGUUUUGUCUCCUUUAUCCCACCUGCAGCUUAUGAGAUAGUCAUAUUAAAAACAUGUUUGUGAAGUUGGGUGAAAAUGUCAGGUGUCUAACACCAUAUCCUUGUGUGGAAGCUUUGAAGGUGAAAAUUCUCUCCUGGGCUUCUUGUUCUAUCUUCUUUCAGCCAUUUCUGGUUGUUAAUUCUCUAAUAGUGCAGAGCUUUCCAGCUCUUAUGCCCUAGAGAGGGAACUAUCCGGUGGACAAUUCUGGCCUAGAAGUAAGGAGACCUGAAAUCUAGUCCCUGCUUUGUUACUAAUUUUCAGAGUGACCUUGGGAAAGCCAUGGACCCUCAAAAAAUUAGUAAUUUGCACUAGAUUAAGGCUCUUUCCUGCUGUCAAUGGUUCUAACUCUGGUCAAGUAUAUUUUUGGAUUUUCAUAUCCAAAGUGAGACAAGAGAUAUAUACCUCCCUACCUUUUGCCAAUGCCUUAUAUCCACUCAACCAGAAAUGAUAGGCUUUCUCAAUCAAAGGCCUCUAUAGUAGCCCAGCACACUUGGAAAGCAAAUAAUCUUCAUUUGGGGAAAGUCUAAAUCCUGUUACACAGAGGAACUCCACCAUUAGGAAGUAGCAACUGUGUACCAUGAUCUAAACAGGCCCUCAGCAAUGGAAAGUCUACCUCUGCCUCUCAGUGGUCACAGGCCCUUGGACUCACAGGGUGGCUGCCAGCAGUGUGCUGGUCCCUAUCAGCUCUCCCAUGUGUUGGCAGGAUUCCCUACUCCUUAUCUCUCAAGUCAGAAUGGGAGUAUUUCCAAGACAGCUUUCGUCAUUGACAGCAAAAAGUCAUAAGCUGACAGCUAAAGCAGGACCCUAAGAGGCCAAUGCCAACACAAGACUUGGCUGAGGCCCAGGUGAAAGAGUUCCAGCAACUGAAGAACGACACCAGGUGGUUUUCAGAAAGCCUCAGCCUGCUGAGUGCUAGAAUCAUGAAGAAAAACAAAUCCAGGGAGACUUUUCUCUGGAGUUACUCCCAAAUUUUUCUUCUAAGAUGAUGAGGACUUUUUCUUUGCUUCAAAUUUAAAGCCUAACUGUGAGCCUUUCAACAACUGUUUCCUUAUGUCUCUAGCACCAUCAUACGAAUUCACUAAUAAACGAGAGGUGCUUAGAUUCUGAAAACCAAGCAAAAUGGGAACUUCUCAUACACACCUCAGAUGCAGUUUUCCAAGGCUGGAAAAUGCCUUUUUGCUUUGGUUAGCAUUAGCUCUUUUGAAAUCUAGUGCAAAGUCCAUCACUGCCCAACAGGUUAAGUCCAUAAACAAGGAACCUCAUUUCGGGGCUUGAAAAAUCCAUUUCUAAAUGAGGAAUGUAUGAAUUGUUUCUACUAUAUAAAGCCAACUGUUAAGUAACAAAAUAUAACAGAGCCCUUCUUUUGGGAAGACAAUUACUAAACGUUCCUUUGGACUUCUAAAAAGCUGACAUUCAAGUUUAAUCAGACACAUCACAGCUAACACCUCACAAAUAACUGGAUUGGAUUUUUUCGACACAUCAUUAGCAAAUCGUUCAGAAAACCACAUACCAUAUGCUUUGGGUGGAAAAAUAAUAGCUAAUAUUAAGUGCUCACUAUUUACCUCUUGCUAGUCUAAGCAUUUUACAUGUAUGUAAUUCUCAUAACCAUCCUAUGAAGUAGGGACUAUUACAGAUGAGAAAACUGAGACACAGGUUAAAUAACUUGCCUAAGAUCACACAGCUAUUAUGCAGCAGAAAGAUUUAAAGCCAGGCAGCUGAAUUCUAAAGCCCAUCCUUUGCUAAACUGCUGGUCAAACCGUAAAAUUAUCAGGUUAAAGUUGGAUCUGACUUAUAUUGACCUCUGGGCCACUCACUAUCAAGGAUGGAAAGGUUACUGGCUAAUAGCUCAAACACCAGAAAUCCUUGGCUUGGAACACAUGGAGCAUUUUUGUCUGUGUGGCAUGGUUCUGGAAUUGGCAAAAUGUAGCCUAUUUCCACACCUCUAGAAUAGACAGUGCUGGAGGCGAAUCUCAAUGUCUUUUUGAUAGCAUAAUCCAGGCUUCCCAAUUCACACAAUGUCUAAGACUUGCUUUUAGAUCCUAAAUGACAGAGUGAACUCUUAUGAGGCCUCCCCGAGAAAAGCUGGGCUCAUUACUUUUGCGAAGCCAACCAAAUCUUAUAAGCAUUCAGCAUUCACCACUAGGACCAGACUCUUGAGGCAAACCCUCAGUUACCUUUUUCAACUUCUUUUUCUCAGGGACAAGAAAUUUGGAGCCUACAAGCACUGAUGUUAUAGAAGGGAUCCGAACCAUACAGGUGUUGCUCCUCCUUUGAUCACAAUUAGUUUUAGAUGCUUAAAGUCUAUACCUUAUUGAUAAUGCUGCUUCAUUCAUACGCAGACAAAAACAAAUUUCUGUGGAGGCAUCCAAAGAUGACUAAAUCUUCCAGUGGACAGAAACUUAAAAAAAAAUGUAAAGGACAGUUAUCUCUCCUAAAGUUGCCUUGAAAACUUUAUGAAAACAGUAAAUGGUUUUAGUCUGUCAGCAACAUUUAUCAGAUGGAUCCAGCCGUUGUCCUGAGCUAAUGCCUACUGCUCAGAGUGAUAAAGCAAACAAGAACAAUGUGGACAAUUAAAACAUGCAGAUAAAUCCAAAUCCCUUUUGUACAGUUUUGCUGAAGCCCCUAACAAAAAUUUUAUGGAUCAGGAAAUGGGUUGUAAAGGGACUUGUGGAUUUUGUUUCCAUGUUAAAAAGCAAGGAAAUAGCAAAAGGUAAAAUGGAAAAGCAAAGUCUGGAUAUUCGUAUCUGGAAAAUCAACCUCUGAAUAAUCAAUGAGCACCCAGUCGUGCUGUUAUUUUUUAAACUACCACUAUAUAAUUUAUAAAAGGACUGGGUAGAAUUAAGUGGGCUAAUCAUUUUUGUGGGAUGUUUUUUGAGACCUACAGGCUCUCAGAAAACAAAUUACAAAGUAUAUAUUAAGUUAAUAUUGCCAAAUACAUGUGCCUCGCCCAUUUAUUAACAUCUGUAUGUCAUUUUAAUAUAAACCUUAAUGUGUUGUAAUGUAACUCCCAGGAGCUUAAAAAAAGAGGCUCUUUUUCUCUAGUAAAAAUACUUAAUGUGCUGAGCUAAUAAACAGCCCAGUUAACUUUCCCUAAAUACAUAAAAUUAACUUACUAUAUCUUUCAAACCACUUAGAAAAAGUACUAUUUUAAGAUAUUUAUAUUAUACAAUCAAACAUUUACAGUUACUCCAUUAAAUUCUUGUUUCACUUGAAUUACCACACAUGAAAGCCAUAAAUCUGAAUUGUGAGCAUUAAACCACUGACUAACCAUAGGCAAAUACAUGUUUUCACCUACAGAACUGAGAAAAAAAUUUUUUCAGAGACCAUUUUUAAUGGCUCUCAGGAAAAUCUCAUUUAAUAGUAGGUCAAUCAGUAAUUACAUUCAAUGCAACAAUGAAAAUUUAAUAGUUGGACAUUUUUACUCUAUACUUUAACGAGCAUUUAUUAAUAAGCACCUAGGUUUUGCGUACACCUUUAAGGAAAAAAAUGUAUUUAAAGAGAUGAAUGGGUAGAUCCAAUCUUUAAACGGGCAGACUAGCCUAUACUUAUGGAUUCAUUUCUGAAGGGAGCAGGAACAUAGCCUUCAUGAAUAGAAGAGGCAUGAAAUUGACGGAAACGAGACCUCAAUGGCCAAAUAUUUAGGAACUGAGACUUAGAGGGAAGAAAUUAGAAGGAAUUCAACUAAGUCCCCAAAGGGUUAAUAUAACAUAGGAAGAGACAGCUCAGGACACUGAUGGCUCUUAUGCCCAUACUUCCCAUGAUGGAGACAUCCAGAAUGGCCUGUGUCUUAGGGAAGUGUUGUUGAGUGUAAGAUUAGCGCAGAGGAGCUGCAUAGAGGGUACAGAAGGAGGGAUUAUAAACUCUCUUCUCUGACUUUCUCCCAUCCAGGAAAAGAGUAGCUGAUCUUUACUUUCAGUGAGAAAUUUAAAAGUACGUGAGGAGAUACUACUAACCAAUCCAACUUUUAUGUCCACAGUUUCAAAAUUAAAGGCUUACAAAAUUACUUGAGGUUACUACAGUGGCUGCAAGUGUAACCUCAGUUGGCUCUGAGAAACUGCUAGGCAAUGCCUUUAAGCAGAGGUAACCACCGAACUGCCUACAUUUCUGAAUCAUGCCAAAGAAACUUACCUUCAUUACUGUUUACCAUUUCAGUCUCAGAAGUACACAGGCAGGUCUGCUUUUUUAAAAAUGCAUCUUUACUUACGACGAAGCUUUGUAUGCAAAGAAUGUUUUAACACAAUGCUCACUGUAUUCUAUAAAAUCAUAUUGGCUUAUAUUACGCAGGGGACACUAACAGUAGGGGCAAUCUUCUCCUGGUUUAAGAAAUUCCCUAUAAAGAACACUCAGAGGGGGCGCCUGGGUGGCUCAGUCGUUAAGCGCCUGCCUUUGGGUCAGGUCAUGA
This is a messenger RNA of Leptonychotes weddellii (Weddell seal), 8313 nucleotides long. The record is from RefSeq and is a predicted model, not a curated record. NCBI's taxonomy places the organism in Eukaryota, Metazoa, Chordata, Mammalia, Carnivora, Phocidae.